Schistocerca piceifrons (Central American locust) is the source of this 3775-nucleotide messenger RNA. Its product is annotated as zinc finger protein 628-like. Bases 68 to 2179 code for a protein of 703 amino acids. Gene Ontology annotation, molecular function: protein binding. The record is from RefSeq and is a predicted model, not a curated record. The transcript has 6 exons. NCBI's taxonomy places the organism in Eukaryota, Metazoa, Arthropoda, Insecta, Orthoptera, Acrididae.
ACUACUGCCACCGGACCUUCUUCGCUCGUACCAGUGCUCUCUGGCGUGAUAGCGGGUAACCUCGUGGAUGAGGCCCCAACACCUGCUGUUCAGCUGCCGCCUUCUUUCAAAGAUGUCCUAUGGCAAGAUGCUGUUGGUAAGCUGGGAUAAACACGAGACCGUGGUGCUGUCGCACCUGUUCCGCUACUUCUCUGGAGAGGCCUUCGUGGACGUGACGGUGUGGUGUCCCGGACGCCGCUUCAAGGCACAUCGAGUCAUACUGUCUGCCUGCAGUGCCUACCUAGAGCGCGUGCUGCUGGAGCAGCCGAGCUGCGGCGGCGAACCGGUGACGGUGGUGUUGCACGGCGUCGAGGCCGAGGACAUGCGCCGGCUGCUGGAGCUCAUGUACCGCGGCCGCACGCACGUGCCGGCCGGCGAGCUGCCGCGCUUCCUCGACACGGCGGCGGCGCUGGGCGUGCGCCUCUUGCAGUCGGCCGCGCUGCGCGUGUGCGCUGCCGCUGACGGCGGCGCCGCCGCCGCCACCGACGCCGACGCCGAGGCGACGCCAAAGCCACAGGCCGACGCCAGCCCCGCCGCCCCGCAGACACCCCCUAUCGGCGAGGCUACGCAGUCCGCGCCUCACAGCGACGACCUGCGCAUGGAGACCAAUUAUCCGUCUGAGAAAGUCAUCAACGAGACUGCCGAACUUCUGACAAUGGGAAGCACACCGAUUUGCUCGAGUGUCUCACCCGUUAGCCAGUCGCAAGACUCGUCCAUCGACGGUAACCAGGCUGAUGACGCAGCAGCCGACGGUCCGGGCGCCAGCGCCAUGCCGCCCCCGGCGCCGCCACCACUGCCGUCCGCACCGCUGCCACCGCCGCCACCACCUCCGCCCGUAUCCUCUCUGCCACCGACUGCUGACGGCCUGCGCCUUUCGCCACCAGUACUUCCCGCUCCCCUUCCACAACAGCCCUCCACGGUGGACUGGUCCCACGUGCCUCCGCCUCCGCAGACGCAUCUCCCGGGAGUGAGCUUCCCUCGCCUGCGGGAGCGCGCGGAGCCGACCUCUACGGAGCUGGGCCCAGCCGUCCAGAGGCGGGGCGACUCGGACACAGGCUGCGACUCCGGCUACUCGACACCGGCCAGUGUCGCCAAACACGACGCUCCGGCUCCGAUGGCCACCGCCCACGCCGACACUUCUCUCCAGGGUCACGUAGCGCCUGGCAGCAAGCCCCACGGCGCGGAUUGCCGCUACGACGCUAAUACGUCCGCCUCCCAAGCAGAAAAGUUUACUGGAUUGUGGGUUAAGUCGGAUGACCAAGAUGGUUCCAUUCACCAUUCGCCUCAGCCAAGAGUCCCUCCCUGGGAAACGCAACCGUAUUCGUUGCCCUUGCAACAUCAGGUACACGAACGUACGCAUACGGGAGAAAAGCCGCAUUUGUGUACCCAGUGCGGGAAGCGUUUCAGCCAGCGUCGAAAUUACCGCUACCACCUGUCGCUACACUCUGGCUCGAGAGAAUUCGAGGCAUCGUGUCCGGAGUGCGGCAAGGUUUUCAGCGACCGGGGCUACCUGAGCUCGCACAUGAAGAUCCACCGCGACCAGCGCGAGUACGCCUGCACCGAGUGCGGAAGACGAUUCAACCAGCGCGUCGCCUACAAUAUGCACAUGCGCACACACUCUGGCGAGCGGCCGCACCGCUGCAACGUCUGCGAUAAGGCCUUCUCCCGCAAGGUGCUGCUCAGCCAGCACAUGCGCACCCACACGGGAGAGAAGCCCUUCGUCUGUCAGGUGUGCGGCAAGCGGUUCUCGGACCGCAGCAACAUGGCGCUGCACGCGAGGUCGCACUCGGGCCUGCGGCCGUACCUCUGCGCGCACUGCGGCUGCAGUUUCUCCAAGAAGGACCACCUGCGCGCGCACGUCGCCUGCCACGUGGGCGCCGUCGCCGCCGACGAAGGCCAGCUCGCACUGUCCGACGAGUCGUCGCCGCCACCCGGAGCCGUCGGCCCGCCGCGCAUCACCAGCGUUAUCAUCAGCACGGCGCCAUCCGUCGUCCCUGCCACCACCGUCACCUCCCUACCGCCACUCCCACCACCACCCCUGCAGCCGCCACCACCGCCGCCGCCACUGGCGCCACCACCGCCUCUGUCGAUCUCGCUACCACCACAAAACAUCGGCGCAUCACAGUUCGCCGUCACAUAAUCGUGCCCGAGCGACCGUACAUCUGUAUGUGACGGCGGAUGUCACCUAUGCCUCGAGAGAAAUUUCGUCGAGAACUCUGUUCACUGUCCUCUCAGGCACACAUUCACUAAUGCGUAAUACGGCGCUGGAUCAAUCGUUCACCUCGCAAUGCUACGACUACGCUGGUAGCGAAAAUCGACAAAACCGAUUUAAAGACCAAAAAAAAUGUUGAGCAUUAAGAUAUAAAAUCAAAAAUAUUAGUGUACUCAGGAGCGUACUGAGCCAACAACUGGUGUCAUAGUAAUUUGCUAGAAAAGAAAGUUCACCAUUGCCAUCUUCUUCUCAUGAGAACAACAGCAAAAGUAUAUUGUGAAUGACUGUAAACUGUGUUAGUGCGGAGUGAUUUGGAGAUUUACAGGUACAUAUGGAAAUAUUAGGUAGCAAGGUGUUGAACUCUAAAGGAAUAACAUAGACUCUUCUUCGCAUACCUCAAUAAAUAGCUUUAACGUCUAAGACAACCAACACCGUCCUAUGACGUUAGAAAAAAAUGAAAGCCAAUUAAGAGCUCCGAUCAACUGCCCCUUGUCGCAGUACGUGACCAAUUACCGCCUAGUACUGAAAUGCGAGCAGUAUAUCCACUGGUUAAGAGGUAAAACUUAUGUGUCAUUUAACGAAACGAUAACGACGGCGAAAAUCAGAUAUGAAUUCACAAACCCUCAGAGGAGUGAAACUCAUAAAAUAACUGGAAAGAGGGGGAAGAAAAGCAAAAGGAAUUAUCAACACAUGAUGUAUGGACACCAAUCAGCACACACCGACUAAAGAACGCACUGGAUUCAGCAGCAAGUAUAGUAACCGAACAGUUCAGGACAUAUUCCUCACUUCAUCACUACGUAAUAUUCUUCUUUAUAUAUAAGACAUUGCUAUAUUAUCGUAUGUUUCAUAUUCCUGUAUUCGCGUAUUUUCUUUUUCAUCGAUAUUUGUAAUGUCAAUGAAACAGCGUAAACUUUUCGCAAUUCCCAGUAUCUUCAUCUGGGUCUGUGAAACAAUAUCUAUAAAGUUGGCCACAGUGGAAAUCGUACCAUUCUUUGUUGGUGUUAUAGCCACAGUAACAGUUCCUUGCUUAUUUGAAAGUGUACGGUUAUCAAGCAGAAUUAUUUGUCUCAUUGCUGUGUCACACGUUCUUGAUACUCGAAUUUGAGGAUACUGUCGUGUAUAAGUUUCACUUGGUAUCACAUGAACUACUUAAAUUAUUCAUAAUGUUUUGGGACGAGUGUAUAUGCUGAAAGUCUCAUUUAAUAGGAAAAUCGUCUUCACAUAAAGAGCUUAAAACAUAUCAACUUCUGCGAAGUUCUUCUGAUGAUUGUUAUAUUACGUUAUAAACAACAACUCUGAUUACAUGAAGACUGAGAAGGGAACAAUAAACUCCACAUCAUAUAAGAAAAAAUUAAAAUAAGUUAUUUUUAUACAAUUCGCGAAAUACGGAUCGUGCAAUGUACCUGCAACGAAAAACUGAACUUAUUGUUGUGUCACUAUUAGAAUAGAAAACGAUAUAUUAUGACCCAUAUGGUCGUUGUACGUAGCCUUCAAAGAAAAAAUCAAAUAAAAUUGUAUUGAGUU